AUGUCGUCGACCCAGCCUAAACUCCCAACGAAACGGAAAGCCACAGAAGACCUGAAUCCUCUACUUGCUGCAGCAAAGAGAGUGAAAAAGGACCAAGCCAAGACACUGGCCAAUAAACGUCAAUUGCUCAAUGGCGAGGAGAAGGAGAAAGCAGGGGGAAGUGGCGGGCAUAGGAGGAAGAGCUCAGUCGGCUCAAGGGGAAAGAGGAUAAGCGAAGUCUUCGAGAAUACGGGAAUAAUAUCCCAACCUCAUAACUCAGUCUCCGACUCGAGUUUUUACAAACACAUUGAUCUCGACUUGGACGAGCCCGAGCGCGUCCGACAGCUCCUGACGUGGUGCUCGGCUCGCGCAGCAUCUUCCUAUGCAACUUCUCCGCCAAGUACCUCGAUAGCGUCUUCGUCGACCGCGUCACCCCCAUCGAAACUUCCCGUACUUUCCGCCGUCGGCGCGACUGCUAUUAAGAACGUGCAAGAUAGCAUGCUCCGGAUGCUCGCUGAGAAGAAGAUUCCGAUUCGGUUGUACUCUAAAGAUGAAUCGAACGAACCUGAUGAUGGUAGCCAUAAGAAGGAGAAUGCGCAGAAUACGAAGAAUCGGCAAUGGGAGACGACGUAUAGUUCACAGAUACAAAGAGCUCGGCAAGAAGCAGAUCGUUGGAAUCAUGUCGACACAUUCUAUGAGGACUACCUCAAGCGCAUAACGCCUACCGAUUCACAAUCUCCCUCCACCCCGUCCUCAAAGUCGAAAGGCAAGCAGCGUGCCUCGGACGACGAUAUUGACGAGGACGACGACUGGAAGAUAAGAGAACACGCCCUUCCUGAGACCCUCAGAUCCGGAUUAGAUCUUGCUAAGGCCGUCUUGUCUCAAAUGAAGACGCGUGGAAAGGGAGAGAAGCGGAUCGUCGGGCCAGCGUCGACGUAUGCAGCACAUAUACGGGAAUGCGAAGAAAGGGAGGCGGAACUACGGCGGCAGGAGAAGGACCUGGAAUUCAACCUCGAUAUGAUCAAUUCCUUCCUCAAUACGGCCAGGGAGACGACGAAUAUCGCAGAGGCGACUCUCGACCAGCGGUUUGCUUUGCUUUCAUUUAGCCUGGCAUCACGCUCGAAUCCCAUGCCCCCGGAGUCUGCUGGGACAGGACAUUUGCUAUCGAGCUACGUCCCGCGCGAGUUGGGAGGCAUCGUGUCGGGUGGUAGUGCGGACCCGCAGGAGCUCAUGCGGGCCUUGGCCAAUGUCGACCGCGAGCGUCCUCCCAGUCAGGUUGGCGACGCUGCUCGGCGUGCUGUCAGAGAGGUGCAACGAGCGGAGGAGAGGGGUGCUGGCAUUGGCGAACGGCGGCUGACUGGGGUACCGAUGGUACCAACGACGCCGAGGAAGAUGCCCGGUACACCAAGGCGAGCGACUACUCCUGGUCGGGGCACCACACCUGGGCGGGACAGGGAGUAUCGAUGA
Molecule: messenger RNA, 1446 nt
Organism: Pleurotus ostreatus (oyster mushroom)
Lineage: Eukaryota; Fungi; Basidiomycota; Agaricomycetes; Agaricales; Pleurotaceae
Exons: 5
Coding region: 1-1446 (481 amino acids)
Biological process (GO): cell division; mitotic sister chromatid segregation
Cellular component (GO): MIS12/MIND type complex
Source: RefSeq, a predicted model, not a curated record